Messenger RNA from Mugil cephalus (flathead mullet), 2045 nucleotides. RefSeq names its product forkhead box I3b (gene foxi3b). Bases 202 to 1371 code for a protein of 389 amino acids. The transcript has 2 exons. Gene Ontology annotation, biological process: anatomical structure morphogenesis; regulation of transcription by RNA polymerase II; cell differentiation. The record is from RefSeq and is a predicted model, not a curated record. NCBI's taxonomy places the organism in Eukaryota, Metazoa, Chordata, Actinopteri, Mugiliformes, Mugilidae. Gene Ontology annotation, molecular function: DNA-binding transcription factor activity, RNA polymerase II-specific; RNA polymerase II cis-regulatory region sequence-specific DNA binding.
CAAACGGACAAGGCAGCAGUGAAGAGGAGCAGCCGAGGACUUGGAAGCAUUUCAACAACCUACAAAGUGACGGAGUAAACGAGAUAAAGAGGUCUGCGUGCUGACUAAAUAGCGACAAAGAGAGUUAGGUAUAAAUAGUGGUGAAGACAACCAAAGACAAAGGGUUAAAGAAGAGGCCGAGCGGUGAGAAGAAUCCUGACAAUGUCUUCAUUUGAGGCUCAGGGUCAGUCUCCUCCUCGAUGCGGCCCACAAUUCCCCAGCCUCGGCCAGGAGCCCCCAGAGCUCAGCAUGUACGGUGACUGCUACUACCCGCCUCCAUCGCUGCCGAGCCCUCAGCGCACCACUCCGACCUCAUACGACCUGAGCGACUACACCACCUCCUCCCCAAACCCUUACCUCUGGUUCAACGGUUCUGGGAUCAACACGCCACCUUACCUGGCUACCACCGGCCCGCCCGGUAAUCCCGGCCCUCCCUUCGUCCCUCAGCACUACGGCAUGCAGAGGCCUUACCUGGGCCCAGCCGGAGCAGGGGGUCCAGGAGGGGAGCUGAGCUGGUUCUCUCUGCCCUCACAAGAAGACUUAAUGAAGCUGGUCAGGCCUCCCUACUCCUACUCUGCUCUCAUCGCCAUGGCCAUCCACGGAGCGCCAGACAGAAGACUGACGCUGAGUCAGAUUUACCAAUACGUCGCUGAUAACUUCCCGUUCUACAACAAGAGCAAAGCGGGCUGGCAGAAUUCCAUCAGACACAACCUGUCACUCAAUGACUGCUUCAAGAAAGUGCCGAGAGAUGAGGAUGAUCCAGGAAAGGGCAACUACUGGACGCUCGACCCAAACUGCGAAAAGAUGUUUGACAAUGGAAACUUCCGCCGUAAAAGGAAGAGGAAGUCUGACUCCCUGUCUGGUGGUGAUGGCAGCUCAGGGGCUCCAGAGUCAGGAGACAGCGAGAGGGGCAGCCCUAAACACUCUGCCCUGAACAUCUCCCCCACAGCGGACAGGAUUCCCUCGCCCUCUUUGUCAGGCCCUGCGCCAUGCCUGAGCAGCUUCUUGUCCGAGAUGUCCGGAGUGUCCACUGGAGGAUCGAACGAGGUUGGAGGCGACGGGCUAAGCAGGCCUCUGCAGAUCAACCUUCCCUUGGAUGGGUCGCAUAGACCCCCGCAGCCAGGAAGCUUUAGUAGCUACUCCCCCAACUCAGGUGGCCCAGAGUGGGUACCGCAAGUUCCAGCUGCCCCUGUACUUUCCUCCUCGCCCACCCACUCCUCCAUAGGUUACACUAGCCCCAUCCUCAGCCAGUACAAUAGCUCCGGUGGGCAUUUCUAUCCCACGCUGGGAUCGACGGGAAUCAUCUAUCAUCGCGAGGGCACAGAAGUUUAAUAAGACAUUAAAGGGGGGGGGGAGGGGGGAGGGUUUGAAAAGACUCUUGGAUAGGAGUUUCAUUUGUUUUGUUUCAGAGAGAUUCUAUUGUACAAGACGACACACACGCAAACACCGAGCGUGUUUGCGCUGACUGAGAGGGUUGAGAUCACUAUAGCGUGUGACAGCAGCUUUGAUUCCCACAGAAACAGCCAAGUCAGCUGCAGCGGACGACGACUGUGGCUCCCUGAAACCGCAGUCGGCCCCGCUAUCAGAUCCUCAGUCAGCUUUUAUUCUAACUAAACCUCGCCUCUAUCAGAUCUGACUCAUUAUUAACAGAUCCUAGAUCCGAUCUGCUGACAUCAGGUCAUUCCACGCUGCUAUCAGUGACUCUUUGAUGGUAUCAUGCUCUCAACGCUCAGCCAGCACAUUUAGAGGUGUAGUUAAAUUACACCAUUGUCUACAUAUCGUGGAAAACGAUAAGCACAGAAAAGGGAAGACUUUCUGUCAUGAUGUUUUAUAGCGGUGAAAAUAAAUCCAAUUCCUCCAAUUCAUUAAUUAAUUGUACAUAUUUGUAUGUGUUGUGUCAUGUUACAAAUGUAGAUUGUUGGUUUUGCUGGUUCAUAAUGUGUGGUAAAUGCUGUACUGUAUACAGUAUGUUGUGCUUUUUAUAACAAUAAAGGUUUUAGAGUUAA